AAGGAGAGAAGAGACAGAAAACGAGAUAACCGCACGGAAAUCUUUAUUAUUUAACGUUGCUUUUGCUUUAAUUUGCUAAUGGAAGCCAUUGGUAAAUAGCAGGAAAUGCCAGGGAAUGGAUGUGUAGGAGGAGUGUUGCUGGGCUGAGUUGUUGCCCUGCUACCUGUUGACAAGGUUGCUCCUAACUGGGCAUCUCUUGUAGGGCAGAGCUCAGGAAUAAUUAGGUUUAGUUCCUGUAGGCGUGCUCAUAAAAACAAUAUGCCAUAUGAAUUUGUUUAAAUCAAUUAUAUUUAACUAACUGGGGUUUUUUUCUCCCCCUGAAUGUCCAGGUUAACUCCCAGUUUUAGCUCAACUGCUAACAGUGGGAAAAGGUCAACUGAGGUAAAUUUGAGGAUUUCUUUAAGCUUGGCUUAAAGAUCCUGUGCCAUGAUUUGUAAAGGUGCCUGAAAAAGUUAAAAAAAAAUCAACCCGAAGCAUUUUUUUCCUCAAUAAUCUUUAAUCCUUACAGAAAUCUUUACUUUCUCAAACAGCCUAGCUGAGAAAUGAGUUUAGCUGAUUCCUUCUGUACCUUAGAACCUUUCCUAAAGCAAAUAUUAAGCCUGAUGUCAAUAAGGCCCAUAACUCUCAUAAGCCCCUAUAUCCCUGCUGUCUGAUGCUGAAGGAAUUGAGGUGGAUUUCCUUCUCAGCAGAACAAGUGCAGAGUUUCUGAAAAGAAAAUAAAAAAAGGCUGAAAAUCGUGGUCUCGAAACUUAACCGACUAAACACGUGAAUACCCCAAAAAAUUCAGUGUAAAGGCCAGCGUUUUGGAAAUGCUGGAUGUCCGAGGGCUGUGCAAGCUUGGCAGUUGUGCCUGUAAGGAAUUUCUCCUCACAACUGCUGCAGUGGGAAGUGCAUUUUAAUCACGCAGUCCCUUUCCCUCGCCGCCGCCCAGGAAUGAGCUGCACCAUCGAGAAGGCGCUGGCGGACGCGAAGGCGCUGGUGGAGCGGCUGCGGGAACACGACAGCGCGGCCGAGGCGCUCAUCGAGCAGACCACGGCGCUCAACAAGAGGGUCGAGGCCAUGAAGCAGUACCAAGAAGAAAUCCAGGAGCUCAAUGAAGUAGCGAGACAUCGCCCUCGGUCCACGCUGGUGAUGGGGAUCCAGCAGGAAAACAGACAGAUUAGGGAAUUGCAGCAGGAAAAUAAAGAACUACGCACGUCUCUGGAGGAGCAUCAGUCUGCUCUGGAGCUCAUCAUGAGCAAGUACAGAGAACAGAUGUUCCGGCUGCUUAUGGCCAGCAAAAAAGAUGACCCGAGUAUAAUAACGAAGCUAAAAGAGCAACAUUCCAAGGAGCUGCAGGUGCACGUGGACCAGAUCAGCGAAAUGGCAGCAGUGAUGAGGAAGGCCAUCGAGAUCGAUGAGAGGCACGGCUGCAAAGAGCAGGAACGCAUCACCCAGCUCGAGCAAGAAAACAAAGGCUUGAGAGAAAUCCUCCAAAUCACUAGAGAAUCGUUCCUGAACCUCAAGAAGGAGGAUGCAUCAGAGAGCACCUCCCUGUCGGGAUUAGUGACAAGCAGUGAUCUGAGCCUGAGGAAGAGCUAAGGCCUGUGGAGCCAGGAGGCCUCGAUUGCACACUUUGCCAAGGGAGCAGCAGGGCUCACUGGUCAAGCACUUGUUCCUGAAUAGGGCACCAGCAAGAGGAUGUGUCAAACUCCAGCUCAGUGGCUUUUAUACUGUGUGAAAUAAAUUACAUUGGUGUGACAGACUCCUUGCCAUAGGUCUGACUCCAGCAGGAAAUGGAUUAACGGGAAUUCCUUUUAUAUGGAAUCAUUUUGCAGAGAAAAGGUGAGAUUUCAAGUAAUUUAUAUAAGUUAUUGCUCAGUGCAACUGUUCUAUAAGAAAAGGUAAGAUUUCAAAUCCAAUCUCUGGCUAAAAGGCAGUAACCUCUGAAUAUGCUUUGUGCAUGAUCCACAUUUUUACCUUUGGUUUCUUUUUUAAUAAAUCCUCAUUUUGCAACCAACCUAUUUGAUGGAAAGGGCACAGAGGCAGAAGAAGCCACAUUAGUCCAAUCUAUUCCUUCAGCAAGUGGGAAGCACCCAAGGAGUGGCAGCAGAAAGGUGGGUGGGAGGAGGAGCAGCUCAGGGCAAGGUUGGCAGCCUGCAAUUAAUAGUCUGAGUUUCCCUUUCUCCAGUACUAACCAGUCACCAGAAAGGUUUUAAGGUGAGUUAAGCAGAGCUGAACUAAUCUGAAACCACCACUUAGGCAGGUUUGAUUUUCAGGGACAACACCACAAAAGGAACUCAGAUCCAGCACUUUCCAAGGGUGCCAGUUUAAAUCCAGCUUCCUGGGCCCCAAUCAAUGCAGAUGCUGAAAGGACAGAUAGGUCAGCUCAUUUUCACAGCACUUUUUGUAAAUGGAGAAACUGCUGCUUCUCCUCCCAGGGCACCUUCUAGGCUUGACAACACACCGAGGACAUUCACCUGCAGGGAAACAAAGUUAGAACCAUUUCCAAACUUGCUCAACAUCCAAGGGGGGUUUUUUGGGGAAUGUUUUAGCUCCAGCACAGAGUAUUCUCACCUGCUGUUACUUUCUGUAAAACCUUGCCAGUGCUGCUCUGAUUUAGGUUUUGCAUUUCUGCCGUGGCUUGCCAGAAGUAACAUCUUUUUUUAUUUUCACUGGAGUGUUCUGUUGUUGCAAACUUUGAGACAUUUUGGGUUCAGCUGCUGAAGUUCCUGUUUCUGGAAGCAUCUUUUCAGCCAUUGACUGGUGUCAGAGACGUUUCCACCCCUUGGAUGCUGAUGCAGCUCCAUGGCUGAAUUCUGGCUUGGCUUCCCGCUCCAGAGGAGGGUUCUUGGUCUGUGGCAGUACUUGGAGGUUGCUCUGUUAUGAAAUAAUGCUUGAUUAGUGUUUAUUUUUGUAAAUUGAAGAGAAAUGUGACUUAAUUUAUCUACUCCCAGCCCUCACAUUUGAGAUGUCUCCCCUCUCACCCCCCUGCCCUGAUCACUUCAGGAUUCUGAAGAGCCUUCCCAGUGUGUGGAGUGACUAUUUUUCAUGGCAUAACUGUUAUUUUUGUAACUCAGAUGGCUUGGAAAGGAUUUAUGGCUAGAAUUGUGUACUGUACAGGAAACCUAUUUUAUCAAUAAAGCUGACUGAAAACAGA
Molecule: messenger RNA, 3139 nt
Organism: Myiozetetes cayanensis
Lineage: Eukaryota; Metazoa; Chordata; Aves; Passeriformes; Tyrannidae
Gene: FGFR1OP2
Product: FGFR1 oncogene partner 2
Exons: 5
Coding region: 817-1581 (254 amino acids)
Biological process (GO): response to wounding
Source: RefSeq, a predicted model, not a curated record